This is a messenger RNA of Clarias gariepinus (North African catfish), 549 nucleotides long. It is a transcript of the gene cabp2a, whose product is annotated as calcium binding protein 2a. Bases 13 to 486 code for a protein of 157 amino acids. Gene Ontology annotation, molecular function: calcium ion binding. The record is from RefSeq and is a predicted model, not a curated record. The transcript has 6 exons. Lineage: Eukaryota; Metazoa; Chordata; Actinopteri; Siluriformes; Clariidae.
AAAUUUAGACCUAUGGUGGCAUCUGUUUUUGGUCAGAACAGAGAUCUACGGCCAGAAGAAAUUGAAGAGCUGAAGGAAGCCUUCAAGGAGUUCGACAGAGAUAAGGACGGCUUCAUCAGCUGUAAAGAUCUGGGCGAGUGCAUGAGGACGAUGGGAUACAUGCCUACAGAGAUGGAGCUGAUUGAGCUUAGUCAGCAGAUCUGUGGAGGCCGAGUGGACUUUGAUGACUUUGUGCAAUUAAUGGGGCCUAAAAUGUUGGCUGAGACAGCAGACAUGAUCGGAGUCAAAGAACUAAGAGAUGCAUUUAGAGAGUUUGACUCUAACGGUGAUGGUCAGAUUAGUCUGGCGGAAUUGAGGGAGGCCAUGAAAAAACUGAUGGGUCAGCAGUUGAACCAAAGAGAGAUCGAUGAGAUCCUCAGAGACGUGGACCUGAAUGGAGAUGGCUUAGUCGAUUUUGAGGAGUUUGUGCGGAUGAUGUCUCGCUAAACCCUACAAGUAAAGAAGAAAGAUCAGUAAAUCUGCUACAUCCUGCAAUAAACAGAGAAAUAU